Messenger RNA from Micromonas pusilla CCMP1545, 628 nucleotides. It is a transcript of the gene PSA0, whose product is annotated as photosystem I subunit O. NCBI's taxonomy places the organism in Eukaryota, Viridiplantae, Chlorophyta, Mamiellophyceae, Mamiellales, Mamiellaceae. The record is from RefSeq and is a predicted model, not a curated record. The transcript is spliced from 4 exons. Bases 43 to 486 code for a protein of 147 amino acids.
CGCUCUGCCUUCGAUUCUUCGCGAAUAACUUAAAUAGAAAAAAUGGCUGCACUCAUUUGCGUUUCCGGACUCGGCCUGAACCGGCCAUCUGAAAUCGCGUCACAGCGUUCGAAUAUCCUCGCCAGACAAGGCUUUCUUUCCCGUGGUGGAGCCCGAACUAGAACCUACCGUGCCGUUCUUCCGACGACGGUCGCUGAGUCAAAAACUUUCGAUGACGAUUGGCUCAAAGCCGAAAGCACUGUCCACCUUCUCACUCUUUUCGGCUGGACUGUUCCUUCCGGGGUGGCCAUCAAAGCUUACGGUGACACUUCACUUCUAGCGGCUUUCGCCGACUCUAUUGGAAACAAUUUGGCCAACUUCCCUCAGGGUCCAGCCAUCGAUGACAAGUUCUGGCUUUACCUUAUUACUUGGCAUAUUGGUCUCUUCUCCACUAUGCUACUUGGCCAGAUAGGCUGGCAAGGACGUAAACAAGGUUACUUCAAGUGAGUUCUUACACGUGUUUUCGUGCUAUGAAGUUUGAUGUAGCUUCAAGUGGGUAUCGAAGAAAAAAAAAAAACAUCACAGGAAGGAAGAAAAUGAAAUAGAAGUUCAUUUGUUGACCUAACCACUGAAAACGUCGAAAAUUGUC